UCUCUAGGUACUGUUUUCGUCUGUAAUUCUUUUUUCUUAAAUCAAACGGAAGUCUGAACACUUCAUUGCAAUACACGUCAGAAUUUUAGGCUUUGUACAAUUGUAAUAUAGUAAUUUCUACAUUUUGUUAAGGACUGUUCAGCUGAUAUGUCUUACAGACUGUUGCUGAGCUUUCUUUUUGUCCUACUUUAAUAAUAAUACUGACAAUCAAAAGAAAGGUACCACUUUUUGACUGAGUUAAAAGAUCUAGUCGUUUAAGUCUGUAAACUUUUUAUUUUAUGAGCAAUAAUAAGUACGUUGUACAAAAAAAAGUAAGUCAUGUUAUAAAUAAAACAUUUUGGUGCUUCAAUUAGCGCUGACAGCACCAUCGCCAAAACAGGUAGCAUUUCCCCCCGCCCACGCGGCGGAUUUUUUCUAUUCUUUUGUUUCUCGUGAAGCUUAGGUCUGUGUUUAUCAAAAGCCGCAACAACAUUUGAUCAUCGUCACCAACGAAAGAUGGUAGAUUUAGUUCAACAUCAGAGAAGUCGAGGCAUCAACAUGCUCCGCGCGUUUCUGCUGUUGCCAGGACAUUCAGCGUGAGCAGAAAUCUGAGUGAUCUCUCCACUGGACGUCACACCAUGUGGUCAUGCUGUCGUGGGGUCAAAGUUCACUGUUGAACAGCCACAACUCACUACUUCAAACAAAGGAUUUUUUCUCCUCUGUGAUAACAUAUGUGCAAUUACAUUAAUUUACUUCUUCACAAUAUGUUUGGGUUAUGGGCACUGUUAAAUCUAACGUGCUGUAUUAAUGAAACGAGUAAUUAAUUAACCAGGCAUUUAUCAGGCACCUAUAUAGAUAUAUGUCUGUAACGUCCAGGAUGCAUUUAAGCAUCACUCAAAAUUUUGUUAAAACUAAAAACGUGGUUGCUGAGAAAACUUGCUUCAAAGUGUUCCCAGUUUAGUGUGUGUGAGCGAGUGUUUUAAUAGCACCUUAUCGAAUCUGAUCAGUUCUACUAGGCAGCGUUCUUGGUCCGUCGCUGGGAAACGUCGUCUCUGGAAUCACGAUCUGCUUCAUCUCCUGGGACUUCGCCUUCUACCUGUUUGGAGCUGCUGGGCUCAUAUGGGUGGGCGUCAUGAGUUUGACGGCCUACAGCCUGCCCAGCGAGUGUCCACACUUGGAAGAGCGUGAGUUGUGUCACUAUGACCCUGACCAGGCCAAAGUCCAGAGCGGGUCUGAUCAACUGGCUCGUCACAUCCCCUGGAGACGAAUCCUCCUCUCCAAGCCCGUCUGGGCCAUCUGGCUGGGCACGUUCAACAAAUACUGGGUUGUCUCCGUGAUGACCACGCUCCAGCCGCAGUUCUUCAACGACAUAUACGGACUCCGUGCCGCCGACAUCGGCUUCCUUUUGUCUGCUCAACCUCUGGUGAACAGUGUGUUCGUCAUGCUGGGGGGCAUCCUCGCUGAUAAACUGAUGUAUGACAAGAUUUUGUCUGCAACCGGAACUCGGAAAAUGUUGCAAGCUCUAGGCGGGUACCUCGAGGGUCUCUCUUUGAUAGCAGUAGCAUUUACCUCAGAUUGGAGAUACAGCUAUGCUUUCUUUCUCUCAGCUUACGCUUUUGGGGGUCUUUCUGUAAACGGGUAUAAAGUGAAUCGAGUGGACUUGUCUUCUCAGUACGCCAACAUCGUGGCUGGUAUUUCACUGACUGGGUCAUCCGGGGGAGCAGUGAGUACUCUUAUAGCUUCUAUGAUAUUGGGAGAUCGGUCAAUUUCAAGCUGGAGAACCAUAGUCAUCGUUGCAGGGUCAAUGUCGUUCGCUUGUAGUACUGCGUACAUGUUCAUGGGGUCGGGGGAACGACAAGCUUGGGACAUUGAGCGCCCUCCCAGCAAAUCUGUCAAAGACAAAGGCAAGAGCGGGGACCACAAAACAGACAAGGAUGAGGACUUUUCUGUGAAAAAUUGCCUCUUGGAAGAAUCAGAUUUGAGCGACAGCAGUUCAGAGUAGUAAUCUAGUCGUAAAGACCAACCAGGCAGACAGGAAAUGACAGUCUGAAAAAGAGAACAUUUCAGCUCCACUCAGGUUGGAACGUCAAAUCUUGGAGUCGUGGCCCGUCUUCUACCUACCCACGCCACCGACACCGACGUUGUAGAAUAAGCUACUCAUGAGCUGUUGUUCCCGAGCUGAAAAGGCUUCAAUACAGAACACAAAAUUGCUCAGUGAAUAAGCUGGGUUUCAAAGCAGAUACAGUGUAACUCGGAAAUAAUGAAGUCAUCGGGCCCUACCUUCAAUUUGGUUAAAUUCGAGUGUUCGUUAUAACAAUGUGAACAAUAAGUUUCCGUUUUUUUACCUCUAGACAUACGCGGUAAAAACCACACGUGUACUGGUAGCCCAUUCGACCACAUACUAGCCCAUAACACGCCCAUAACGGACGUGUCAUAAACACACGCGUUGGUGUGAUACAAGAUUUCUGAUUCGUCACAUAAGAUGUGCACAUUCUAAGCGUGCAGGUGCGAUCGAUGGUCCCUAGGAAUGAAGUAGAUAAAUGUAAGCUUCGAGCGAGAGAAAAAUGCGUAAAGCCACGUCAGCGCAGGCUGUUCUAUCUGCAAGCGACUUCGGUAAAUCUCAGUGUGUCAUUAAUGUCUUCGUUGAAUCUAGGUUAUUUAGCUAACUUCAAUAAAAACUUGGAAUAUCUGUCUCCUUUGUUGAGUCCGAGUUUUAGAUUAAUCCAAGUUCGUUGUACCCGAGUUUCACUGUAUACUGCAGAGAUUUUUUAAAAGGGUGUUUACGCGCCCACCGACACAAAUAAUUAAAUCAUUUACGAGACGGGCUUCGACUGAGCCUGUCAGGACUAACCCUAGCUGAGAAGAAUAAAUGUACAACGUUCCAGGAAAGACCGAGAUACUCAAUAAAAAUUCUUUCCACGCGGGAAUCAAACUCCGGUCUUCUGUGUGCAGCGGCAAAGCGUCUAACCACUGCACCACAGAUGUUGGUAAUAGAAUAUACAGAGUACAGCUAUUAUUUUGGAAGAUACAUCACAAUGUCAAACAAGCCAGUUGUAGUUUUAGCAUGUGUGGCAUCAUGAUGAAAUCAGGCGCUCGUCAAAAUAAUGAAAUCAAAGAAAUCGACAUUUUCUCGCCCGUUGGGCAAUUUUUUAAUUGAUUUUUUCCUCCUAUGUUUGGCUCAGCACUUUUAUGGCCAUUAAAAAAAAAACCACACUGUAAAAACGGUGAUCAUGUUCACUAAAAAUAA
This is a messenger RNA of Aplysia californica (California sea hare), 3226 nucleotides long. Its product is annotated as probable vesicular glutamate transporter eat-4. Gene Ontology annotation, molecular function: transmembrane transporter activity. The transcript has 2 exons. Lineage: Eukaryota; Metazoa; Mollusca; Gastropoda; Aplysiida; Aplysiidae. The record is from RefSeq and is a predicted model, not a curated record. The coding region runs from base 1112 to 1981 and encodes 289 amino acids. Gene Ontology annotation, biological process: monoatomic anion transport.